AUGUUUUUAUUCACUAUAUCUUCACCACGAAACACCUUUCUUCUUUCUUUUUUUUUUCUUUCUUUGGCAUUGCCUCAUUUUCUUUCUGCUUAUCGUAUUCGAUUUUUUCGAUUACGGUCUUCUUGCCGACCUGGCUUUCUUUCUUUCUUUCUUUCUUUCUUUCUUUCUUUGAUGUCUUGCCUUAUUCCCUUCGUUUUUCCUUCAUUUUUCCUUCAUUUUAUUUACUAUCUUAAGUCUCUUUUUCAACCAUUUGCAAAAUCUGUCUUCUUGUCUAGUGACAUUUCUUUCUUUCUUUUUUCUUUCUUUCUUUCUUUCUUUCUUUUCUGUUUACUUGCUUGCUUGCCUCCUCUCGUCCGCUUUUCCUUCCUUUACUUUUCUCUUCUGUUGUUUCAUAUUCUUAUAUGCUUAACUUCUUCUAUAUCUAUAUAUUAUUUUUUCUCGCUUUUUCUUUCUUUCUUUCUUUCUUUUUUCUUUCUUGUUUACUUGAUUGCUGGCCUUCUCUUGUUUGCUUUUCUUUCAUUUCCUUUUCUUUUAGACUGUCGCAUUUUCUUAAAUUUAUCAGUCUUUUUAGAAAUCUGCCUUCAUCUCUAUAUAUUCUACUUUCUUUCUUUUUUCUUUCUUUCUUUCUAUUUACUUACUUGCUUACCACCUCUUGUUCGAUUUUCCUUUCCUUCCUUUUAUCCAUAA
Molecule: messenger RNA, 687 nt
Organism: Acanthosepion pharaonis
Lineage: Eukaryota; Metazoa; Mollusca; Cephalopoda; Sepiida; Sepiidae
Source: the annotation of a GenBank genome assembly